Molecule: messenger RNA, 1710 nt
Organism: Theileria annulata
Lineage: Eukaryota; Apicomplexa; Aconoidasida; Piroplasmida; Theileriidae
Exons: 4
Coding region: 1-1710 (569 amino acids)
Biological process (GO): 7-methylguanosine RNA capping; 7-methylguanosine cap hypermethylation
Cellular component (GO): nucleus
Molecular function (GO): RNA cap trimethylguanosine synthase activity
Source: RefSeq, a predicted model, not a curated record
AUGAGAGUUGGAAAAAGAAGUAGCUCACCAAAUCGCAAGAUUCGUAAAAAAAAUACAAAAAUUAGGGAUGGAAGAAUAGAUUCACUCAAACAGAAAACGCUUUAUUUAAUUCACAUUAAAUUCGACUAUGUCAAUGACAACAAAGAAACCAAUAGUAGUGAGCACAAUAAGAAGUUAGAGGGCUCUGCAACUUCUGCUUCAUCGAAUGAAAUCACAAACUUUCAAAAUCCUGAACAACAAAAUGAAGUAGAACUCCAGGAGAGGUUGGAAGAACUGCAGUCAAAACUGGAAGAAUUCCUAGAUAAUUCUGAAGAAGAAAAACAUGAAAACGUAAAAAAUAAUAAUGAAGGAGAGGAUGAAGUGGAAAAAGAGUUGUUGGAUGAGGAUAUAAUGUCCGAUAUAGUGAAAAAUAAUGUUAUAAAUUUUAAAUCGCGGAUGUGCUUUGUAUGUAUGGAAAAUCACUCUCUGAACUAUAAUACGGUAACCAAUUUCGAUAGCGACAAAUACACCACAAAGGAAGAUCCAUUAUACAUUUCGUACGUCAAAAGUAAUAUUUUCCUGAAAAAUAACGAUAAUUUAAAGUUUGACAAGGAUUCCAUUUUCGAUGCGUCCUGGGAGGUUGAAUCCAACCAUCUGUGCAGUCAAAUAUCGAAAUUUCUUGACUCGAAUUCCUCACAAAAUUUAUUAAAUCCAGUUAAAAAUAAUGAAAUUUCAGUAGGGAGUGAUUCAGUACCAGAAGUAAAGGAAGGAAAUCUAAAUUUGCAUCAAAAAAAGGUUGGAAAUUCGGUUUCCAACGAAGAUGUUGCUACAUCAAUUCCAGAUAAAAAUUAUUCCCUAAAGAAUAAGGAUAUAAGAAUCAUUGAUGCGUUUAGCGGAAUUGGAGGGAGUUUGAUCCCAUUCAUAAACAAUUUCAACUACUCUUUGGGUGUUGAGCUGAAUAAAAACCGGGUGGAAAUAUGCAAAGAUAACAUUUUAUCUUACGGAGUUAAGAACCAAUACGACCUCAUUCAUGAUGAUUUUUUUAAUUUUGCCAACGAGUUUUUGAAUAAUCCAAAGUUGUACUUUGAGAAAUUGGGUAAAAAGUAUUUAUUUAGGGAGAAUUCACCCUUUCAAUUCGACUGGGUGCACCUAUCACCUCCCUGGGGUGGUGUAAACUAUAAAGGCAAUGCCAGUGACGAAAUUUAUAAGAUUUCCAAAUGCUUCCCAAACUUUUCACACCUAAUUGAACUCUGCGGCAAAUUGGCUCCGAACAUAACCCUGUACCUGCCAAGAUCGCAAUCACUCUUUGACCUGGUCAAAGCCUCUUCUCAAUACAAUUUCAGGUUCAUUCUUAUCGAUUCAUAUUUAAUAUAUCCAUUCACCAAGAUCAGGUGUUGCAUGAUACACUUGAUGAGAGAUAUUGAAAUGUUUAAAUCUAACGCUAAAGUAACGAACGUAAAAAAGAUGGAUACUAAGGCUCUAUUUAACAAGAUGAAGGAAAGGUCGAAAGACGACAAUUACAACGUCAUCUGUAUAAACAGGUAUAUUAACGAGUUCAAAAUUGAUCAUUUAAUAUCACUUGGUCUUUCAACAGUAUUAAAUGAAACGAGUUCAAAUGUGUACAACAAACUGAAAUUAUUAGUUGCCUCUUUCGACAUUAAUACUCUCAUCAACCUUAUCAAUGUUUCAAUUCAGAUUUAUUACUCUGAAGGUAUUUAUAUAUAUUUUUAA